Molecule: messenger RNA, 1158 nt
Organism: Asterias rubens (European starfish)
Lineage: Eukaryota; Metazoa; Echinodermata; Asteroidea; Forcipulatida; Asteriidae
Product: forkhead box protein B1-like
Exons: 2
Coding region: 1-1158 (385 amino acids)
Biological process (GO): cell differentiation; anatomical structure morphogenesis; regulation of transcription by RNA polymerase II
Molecular function (GO): DNA-binding transcription factor activity, RNA polymerase II-specific; RNA polymerase II cis-regulatory region sequence-specific DNA binding
Source: RefSeq, a predicted model, not a curated record
AUGACGCUCUUCACCAUCGAGAAAAUUACCGAGAAGGCUCCCCAUCGACCGGCCACUACGGCUUAUCACCCCCAGCGAUUCCAGCCAUAUCACCCGUACCCUACUCUCAGUAGUGAUGCUAAGUUUCCUAGUUUUCACGGUGAUUUAGCUCAUCACCAAGUUCCUGGAUUGAUGGAUGGGAGAGAUGGCUUGAAUUCAACGGGUGGAAGUCCAUCUAGCCCUGAUGGACUCAGCAAUGUUAGUAGUUCACCUGAACCAGAACCAACGUCAUCCCUCAAGUCUGAAGAGAAACAGAAAGCAAAAUCAGAUAAGGACAGUAAGCCUGCUCAUUCCUACAUCGCUUUGAUUGCCAUGGCAAUCCUUGCAUCCAAAGAGAAACGUCUUCUUCUUUGUGAUAUCUACCAAUUCAUCCAAGAGAACUUCCCCUACUACCGAAACAACGACCGCAGCUGGAGAAACAGCAUCAGACAUAACCUCUCUCUGAACGAGUGUUUCAUCAAGUACGGACGCAGCGGUGACGGCAGAGGGAACUUCUGGGCGAUUCACCCCGCAAAUGUUGAUGAUUUCUCCCGUGGUGAUUUUCAUCGAAGACGCGCUCGUCGUCGAGUUCGUGCUAGUGACAUUAUGGCACAUGGCUACUCUAUGUAUCAUCCAUACAGUACACCAUCUUAUCCUGUUGCUCCUCUUGGGUUUGUACCAAUGACUGUAACCACACUACCAUCCUACACACACCCAGGUGCACCCAGUAUGUACCCAGCGAGUUCCUCAUUAUAUCCAUCUGUAGCACCAAUGAGUUACCCAGUCUCGGCUCAACCGACACCCAGUAGUACACCAAGCAGAGCAUCUACAAGCCCAUUAUCAGUUCACAUUGACCGACCGUCUCCUCCUCAGCUCAGUGUCCUACCUCCUCGUGACCUUUCACCCACCUAUGAUGCAGUAAGACUCAGCCCACCCUCUUACCAUCUAUCAUUACCUGGGUACCCAUUCUCUCCGGUCCAGUAUGGUCCUCCCACCUCUUCAGUAACCACGCCCCUAUCUGGGUUUCCUCCAACUACCCUAGGACUCACUUACCCAGCAGGUUAUUGUUAUCCUACUAUGACGUCAGCGGCUACAACAUCGUUUGGUAGUUACCAUAGUAACACAUCUUCAAUGAGAUAA